Messenger RNA from Scleropages formosus (Asian bonytongue), 1058 nucleotides. RefSeq names its product cleavage and polyadenylation specificity factor subunit 5. Gene Ontology annotation, cellular component: mRNA cleavage factor complex. Gene Ontology annotation, biological process: mRNA 3'-end processing. The transcript has 7 exons. NCBI's taxonomy places the organism in Eukaryota, Metazoa, Chordata, Actinopteri, Osteoglossiformes, Osteoglossidae. Gene Ontology annotation, molecular function: mRNA binding. The record is from RefSeq and is a predicted model, not a curated record. The coding region runs from base 125 to 811 and encodes 228 amino acids.
CGGACGUCGUUAUUUUGCCUGGGAAGAGUUACCCGUUGUGUUGUAUUAGUUUCUGCAUCCCUUCUUAAUAUUUCAAAAGUACUACAGUUAUCCACGUUUUUUUUUUUUGCUUGUCAGACUCGUCAUGUCGGUCGUGCCUCCCAACCGAUCCUCCACCGGUUGGCCCCGUGGAGUGAAUCAAUUCGGCAAUAAGUACAUCAGUCCGCCGACGAAGCCGCUGACACUGGAGAGAACCAUCAACCUGUACCCCCUGACGAAUUACACUUUCGGGACCAAGGAGCCCCUGUAUGAGAAGGAUAGUUCGGUUGCCGCGCGCUUUCAGCGCAUGCGCGAAGAGUUCGAGAAGAUAGGCAUGCGUCGAACGGUGGAGGGUGUGCUCAUCGUGCACGAGCACCGGCUUCCACACGUGUUGCUGCUGCAGUUGGGGACCACCUUCUUCAAGCUCCCUGGGGGCGAGCUGAACCCAGGAGAGGAUGAAGUGGAAGGACUGAAGCGGCUGAUGACAGAGAUUCUGGGCCGUCAGGACGGGGUGAAACAGGACUGGGUGAUUGAUGACUGCAUUGGAAACUGGUGGAGACCCAAUUUUGAGCCCCCACAGUACCCCUACAUUCCUGCUCACAUCACCAAACCCAAAGAACACAAGAAGCUCUUCUUGGUCCAGCUACAAGAGAAAGCUCUAUUUGCAGUGCCAAAGAACUACAAACUGGUGGCUGCCCCUCUGUUUGAGCUAUAUGACAACGCUCCCGGAUAUGGCCCCAUCAUCUCCAGCCUACCGCAACUCCUGAGCAGAUUCAACUUUAUCUAUAACUGAGGUACGAGAGCACAUCCAUGACACACCCAUGUUUCGCUAUCAUGAGCACUGCAUUGGCAGGGGGGACCAGGACUGACCUUCGUAGACACACACGUCCCUUGUCUGCAUUUCUGUGCUCACACCUGUUUUGUGAAAAUACUUUAGAUAAUGUUGAAAAAAUACAAUUUUUUUUUUUUUUUUUUUUGUUUUGAUUUUAUUUUUUUAUCUGGUCAUAAACAUGUAAACCUCUUCCUGGUGAUCUGUCCCU